Molecule: messenger RNA, 675 nt
Organism: Tarenaya hassleriana
Lineage: Eukaryota; Viridiplantae; Streptophyta; Magnoliopsida; Brassicales; Cleomaceae
Product: 30S ribosomal protein S16-1, chloroplastic
Exons: 3
Coding region: 108-446 (112 amino acids)
Biological process (GO): mitochondrial translation
Cellular component (GO): small ribosomal subunit; ribosome
Molecular function (GO): structural constituent of ribosome
Source: RefSeq, a predicted model, not a curated record
CGCAUAGAGCCAAAAUCCCAGCCAAAACCCUAAAUCUCGCGCUCACUUCACCAGCUCCGAUCAACUUCUCCCAUCUAACUGUUUCGUUACUUAAGUAGAGAGCAGAAAUGGCGGUGAAGAUCCGGUUCAUGCGGUUCGGUUGCAAGAACCGGCCUUUCUUUCGAAUUGUCACCGCUGAUAGCAAAUCGCGAAGAGACGGCAAGCAAAUCGAAGUCUUAGGUUUUUUUGAUCCGUUGCAAGGUAAAGAGGAGGGCAAAAGAGUGUCUCUCAAAUAUGACAGAGUCAAGUACUGGUUAUCAGUAGGAGCACAACCAACGGAUCCAGUCGAACGCAUCCUUUUCAGGGCCGGGUUGCUCCCGCCACCAUCUAUGGUUGUCGUCAGCAGCAAAAAAGGACCGUUUGGUACGAACCCAGAUGAACCCACGACAGGUCAAGCCCUGAACUAGGAGGAUGGCCAAAGCAAGGGUUCUUGUCCUCAGUGAAACCAGUUCUGAAAUCUCGGUCGGUUGAUGCAAGGAUUUGUGUAUGGUUUCUGUGGUCAGUAAUCAGUAUGUGUAUGACGAAAUUGGUUUUUUUUCUUUCCUUCGAGAACUAUUCCAUGGACUCCCGAUCGAAUCUCGUGCACCUUUGUUGAAAAAAAAAUCCUUUUUUUUAAUGUGAAAUGAAAGUUCAUUA